GCCAUCAACCAUUCUCCUUCCCGUCGUCAAUCCAACAACCAAACCAAGCGCAGGCGGCAGGCGGUUUGCUUACCUGGCAGGCUCCCUUCUCCUUUCCUCACCCAGCUCCAUCCCGUGAUCCUGAUCCAUCGAUCCAUGGCGGCGGCCAAUAAGUCCAUCGACCGGCUGGCGGCGCGCCGGGUGGUCCCGGCCGAGCCCACGCCAACCGGCCCGCUCCGCCUGUCCUGGCUAGACCGCUACCCGACGCAGAUGGCGCUCAUCGAGUCGCUCCACGUGUUCAAGGCGGCCCCCGACCGGCCCGCCACCAAGACCGGCAGCACUGACGCCGCCGCCAGCCCGGCCAGGACCAUCGAGCGGGCGCUCGCGCGCGCGCUGGUCCGCUACUACCCUCUGGCGGGCCGCCUGGUGCUGUCGGAGUCCGGCGCGCAGCAGGCGGUGGACUGCAGCAACGCCGGCGUGUGGUUCACGGAGGCCGAGGCCGCCUGCACCCUGGAGGACGUGGACUACCUGGAGGCGCCGCUGAUGGUGCCCAAGGACGAGCUCCUCCCGCCCACCCCGGCCGGCGACGGCGAGGACGAGCGCGCGCUGGUCCUGCUCGUCCAGGUCACCGCCUUCGCGUGCGGCGGCUUCGUCGUGGGCUUCCGCUUCAGCCACGCCGUGGCCGACGGCCCGGGCGCCGCGCAGUUCAUGACCGCGGUCGGGGAGCUGGCGCGAGCCGCCGGCCAAGGCCUCGCGCUCGCGGUGCCGUCGGUGGAGCCGCAGUGGGGCCGCGACGCCGUCCCGGACCCCGCGGCCGCGCUGGUGGGGCGGCUCCCGGCUCCCGGUCCCGGCAGCCAGCGGCGGCGGCUCGAGUACCUCGCCAUCGACAUCUCCGCCGACUACGUCGCCCACUACAAGGCGCAGUACAGCGCGGCCGCGCACGGCGGCGGAGGCGCCGCGUGGUGCUCCGCGUUCGAGGUGCUGAUCGCCAAGGCGUGGCGGAGCCGCACCCGCGCGGCCGGGUUCGACGACCCGGACUCCGCCGUGCACCUCUGCUUCGCCGUGAACGCGCGGCCCAUGCUGCACGCGUCGCUCCCGCGGGGCGGCGCCGGGUUCUACGGCAACUGCUACUACAUCAUGCGCGUGUCGGCGCCCGCGGGGAAGGUGGCGGGCGCCUCGGUCGCGGAGGUGGUGAGGAUGAUCAAGGACGGGAAGCGCCGGAUGCCCGCGGAGUUCGCGCGCUGGGCGGCGGGGGAGCUGGGCGCCGGCGGCGUCGACCCCUACCAGAUCACGUCCGACUACCGCACGCUGCUGGUGUCCGACUGGACGCGCCUCGGCUUCGCGGAGGUGGACUACGGAUGGGGCCCGCCCGCGCACGUCGUGCCGCUGACAAACCUGGACUACAUCGCCACGUGCAUCCUCGUGAAGCCCUGGGCCCACAAGCCAGGGGCGCGGCUCAUCACGCAGUGCGUCACCCCGGACCGCGUCGCCGCCUUCCACGAGGCCAUGCUCGACACCAGCUGCUGAUCGGAGAGAAGAGAUGAGUCUGGGGGCUCUAUUUGCAUGCAUCGUCUGUGUCUGUGUGGUGGGAAGCCGCCGCCUACUUACAGAAAUAUGUGACAUUAUUCAUGAUAUCUGGAAAAAAAUGUGAGCUGUAUUGCAUCAGUGA
Messenger RNA from Zea mays, 1648 nucleotides. RefSeq names its product acyl transferase 7. The transcript has a single exon. Lineage: Eukaryota; Viridiplantae; Streptophyta; Magnoliopsida; Poales; Poaceae. Bases 136 to 1506 code for a protein of 456 amino acids. The record is from RefSeq and is a predicted model, not a curated record.